CCCUUCUUCCUGUUGUGGGUGUGGAGUUUUGCACGGAAACAGAUGACUGCACAAAUAAUGGACUAGGAUUUAGAGUUUUCUCUCCACGUUUGGUUCUUUUAGCGAUUAGCAGCGUCUUCCUCUUCUUUAUCUCUUGCUGAGUCUAGGCUGGGAUGCUGUGUCAUUAUGGGAAACUUAUUCGGGAAAAAGAAACGCACCAGAGUCACAGAACAAGACAAGGCUGUGUUGCAACUGAAGCAGCAAAGAGAUAAACUCCGGCAGUAUCAGAAAAGGAUCAACCUCCAACUGGAAAAGGAGAGGACUUUCGCCAAACAGCUGCUGAAGGAUGGAAAGAAAGAUAAAGCCCUUUUGCUGCUGAAGAAGAAGAAAUACCAGGAGCAGCUCUUGGACAAAACGGAAAACCAGAUCAGUAAUUUGGAGCAAAUGGUUCAAGAUCUGGAGUUCGCUCAGAUUGAAAUGAAGGUGCUUGAAGGACUCAAAGUUGGAAAUGAGUGUCUGAAGAAAAUGCAUGAGGUUAUGUCCAUUGAAGAAGUGGAGCGCAUUAUGGAUGAGACCCAAGAUGCGAUUGAGUACCAAAGGCAAAUAGAUGAGAUGUUGGCCGGGUCUUUGACGCCGGAGGAUGAAGAUGACAUUUUAGCAGAACUGGAGGCCAUUACACAGGGAGAUGUAGAGCUUCCUGAUGUGCCCUCAGAUGAACUCCCAGAAGUCCCAGCUGCCAAAGAAGAAAAACCAGAGCGAGAAAAAUCCAGAAAGAAUCCAGAACGUGAGCUGCUCGCUGCUUAGACACGGGGGCUGAAUCUUGCAUUUGGUUUCCUGAAAUUGAACUGUCAAAGUCCACAGCUCGGUGUGGAAUUUUUAUUUUCCAAUGGACUUAUAACGGGGAAAACAAGUCUUAUUUGAAGAUCUGUGACUUCACUUAAUGUGCCUAUCAUCAUAAUAUCAAAUCGGUCACAUUUGCGUCGCCGUUGUCUGGUUUCUUAUUGUGAAUUCCACUACUAAAUCGAAAAUGUAAUUCAAUUCAGUAGUGGGAUUUUAAUCAUAGAACAGCAGAAAUAAAUCAACUUUUACCAUUUUACAAUUUA
Messenger RNA from Boleophthalmus pectinirostris (great blue-spotted mudskipper), 1082 nucleotides. RefSeq names its product charged multivesicular body protein 6b (gene chmp6b). The coding region runs from base 166 to 783 and encodes 205 amino acids. Lineage: Eukaryota; Metazoa; Chordata; Actinopteri; Gobiiformes; Gobiidae. Gene Ontology annotation, cellular component: ESCRT III complex; multivesicular body. The record is from RefSeq and is a predicted model, not a curated record. The transcript has 8 exons. Gene Ontology annotation, biological process: late endosome to vacuole transport via multivesicular body sorting pathway; vesicle budding from membrane.